Molecule: messenger RNA, 149 nt
Organism: Scutellospora calospora
Lineage: Eukaryota; Fungi; Glomeromycota; Glomeromycetes; Diversisporales; Gigasporaceae
Source: the annotation of a GenBank genome assembly
AUGAUUAUAGGAAGUAUACUUAAAACUUUAGCUGAAAAAAAUUUAAUUGAAGGAGGUGGUCUUAAACAAUGGGUAGAUACUCGUUGGCAUACUAUGUACGAUUGUGUAUUCUCUGUUAUAAGGCAUAAAGUACCGUUAGAAAUAGUUAA